Messenger RNA from Prinia subflava (tawny-flanked prinia), 1767 nucleotides. RefSeq names its product solute carrier family 35 member A5 (gene SLC35A5). The record is from RefSeq and is a predicted model, not a curated record. Lineage: Eukaryota; Metazoa; Chordata; Aves; Passeriformes; Cisticolidae. Gene Ontology annotation, cellular component: Golgi membrane. Gene Ontology annotation, biological process: pyrimidine nucleotide-sugar transmembrane transport. The transcript is spliced from 7 exons. Gene Ontology annotation, molecular function: pyrimidine nucleotide-sugar transmembrane transporter activity. The coding region runs from base 164 to 1462 and encodes 432 amino acids.
CGCUGCUGCCUGGGAGCCCCGCUCGCCCCGCGCGGCCGCCGCCCCGCCGCUCGCGGCUGCAGCCUGAAGCAGCGACGUGGCAGGAGGCGGUCGGCGAAGCCCGGCGGGUGUUCCUCCUCCGCUGCGGAGCGGGAGGCGAGGGCACAGACGGUGAGGCAGCAGAAUGAAGUUGGAGUGGUGUAGUCGAUUUGCCCUUUGCUCCAAGACAACCAGCCAGACCUUUCUGCUUGGAGGAGUUUUCAUUGCAUUGGGCUCAAGUCGAAUCCUGCUGAUGAAGUACUCUGCCAAUGAAGAUAACAAGUAUGAUUACCUUCCUACAACAGUGAACAUGUGUUCUGAAGUAGUAAAACUGGUCCUAUGUGUAGUGUUGGCACUUUGGAAUAGGAAAAAAGAAAAGGGUUGUACGGAUCAGCUCUCUGAAUGUUUUUCCUGGAAGAUUGUAUGUAAUUCCAUGAAAUGGUCAAUUCCUGCCUUUCUUUACUUUUUGGAUAACUUGAUUGUCUUCUAUGUACUGUCCUACCUCCAGCCAGCAAUGGCUGUACUCUUCUCAAAUUUUGUCAUUAUAACAACAGCUCUUCUCUUCAGGAUAGUGCUAAAGCGAAGACUCUCUUGGGUACAGUGGGCGUCUCUGGUGAUUUUAUUCCUGUCCAUUGUUGCCCUGACCCGAGGAACUGGAGGCCAUCAGCACAGCUUGGCUGCCCAUGGAUUUCAUCACAGCAUGUUUUUUAGGCCAUCUAACCACUGCCUUCUCGCCACUGGGCCUGAGGAAGCGUGUGUGGAAAAGGGCAACUGCGCAGCGCCAAGUUUCCUCCACAGCUUCCAGUGGAAUGUGACCAGUACCAUGGCAGGAGCACUGAAGCCUCUCCGCCUCAGCCUGGGCCAUCUGCUUAUUCUAGUGCAGUGUUUUGUGUCUGCCCUGGCUAACAUCUACAAUGAAAAGAUGCUGAAAGAUGUGGAUCAGCUUGGGGAAAGCAUCUUCACACAGAACAGUAAGCUCUAUGCCUUUGGAGUGCUGUUCAAUGGGCUCAUGCUGGCGCUGCAGGCUAAGGACCGGAGGCAGAUAGGGAACUGUGGCUUCUUUUAUGGGCACAACGUCUUCUCCGUGGCUCUUAUAUUUGUCACAGCUUUCCUGGGGCUGUCUGUAGCUUUCAUCUUGAAGUUCCGAGACAACAUGUUCCAUGUCAUGACUGCUCAGAUCAACACUGUCAUCAUCACCACUGUGUCUUUCGUCGUCUUUGACUUCAGGCCUUCUCUGGAGUUCUUUUUGGAAGCUCCUGUAGUGCUUCUCUCCAUAUUCAUUUAUAAUGCCAGUAAAGCAAGAGGCCUGGAAUAUGCCGCUCUGCGGGAAAGGGGAAAACUCAUCAAAGGAGAUGCAUGGGAGAGGUCGAGUGGGGAUGGAGAAGAAUUUGAGAGAUUGAACAAACCAAGCAGUGACAUUGAUACAGAUGAAGAUUCACUGUAGCAUGAGGCUGGCUUGGAGGAGUGCUAUUACUCACAGUGAGAGAGAGUUAUUUUAUUGACAUGAGGAAGGGUCGUUUUUCCCCACUGACAGACUAUUUGGAACUGUUUUGGGGCUGGAUGUCAAAUGUGGAUGAGGACAAUAUUCAAGCUGUGUAUGUGGAGAGUUGUAUUCCUUUGUGCCUGUCUCCCAGUGUCUGGGGAAAUGGAAAUCUGGAAUGCCUUUGUAGCAGCUGGUGAAUUUUACAUGCAGCUUACGUGGCCUAACUUUGAAAGAGCCUGAAUAAAACAAAAGUUUAUUAAACAGUA